This is a messenger RNA of Penicillium griseofulvum, 2037 nucleotides long. RefSeq names its product flavin monoamine oxidase family protein. The record is from RefSeq and is a predicted model, not a curated record. The transcript has a single exon. Gene Ontology annotation, molecular function: polyamine oxidase activity; L-amino-acid oxidase activity. The coding region runs from base 1 to 2037 and encodes 678 amino acids. NCBI's taxonomy places the organism in Eukaryota, Fungi, Ascomycota, Eurotiomycetes, Eurotiales, Aspergillaceae. Gene Ontology annotation, biological process: amino acid catabolic process.
AUGAAGGUUUACCUACAACAUACCCUCUUAGGGUUGGGUCUAUCAGGCCUAAGCCUAGCCGGGGUCGCAAGAAACAUCGAGGUGAUACGGUUUCACAGCCCCGGGGGUGUAACCACCGACUCACUACACAACAUCCACGUCGAAUUCCUGGACGAUCAGUUCGAAGGUCAUCUGCAGCUCGUGUACGGGGAAUGCGGGCUCCGAGAUCCGAUACAGAGUCACCAUUCGAUCGGGAGCACGUUCGUGAAACGCGAAGCACACCCAGAGCGAUUCGUCUGGACCACACCAUCUGACGCGCCCCAUUCCAAUUGUCUUCAUGCUUUCUCCGGAUCAACGCUCCUGGGACGUUCUUCCCCCAUUAUGGUCUCAUCACCUGUUCAGAAGCGUGAGAGUAUCGCCGAUGUAGCAGAUGCCACGGGACCAUGGUUUGACGGAGUGGCGUACAUGAAGUCAAAAAAGCACAGCGACGCAUUUGUCUCUAAAGCAAAGAAAACCUCCGUUGCUAUUCUUGGUGGUGGAAUGUCCGGCUUGAUGACGAGUUUGCUGCUCGAAUCUGUCGGUAUCCAUGACUGGCACAUCUAUGAAUCGUCCGGGCGAGUCGGUGGUCGUAUUCGUACGAAAUACCUCAACAACACUACUCCCGAGCAAUAUCAAUAUCAAGAAAUGGGACCAAUGCGAUUCCCAGUAAGCAUCACAUAUGCCGACACAAAUGAGACCCUCGAAAUCCAAGAUCACCGCAUGGUCUUCCAAUUAGCCAACGUCCUUAACAAGAUGAACAACGACAACCCAGAUCUUCAAGUCAACUUCAUCCCCUUUGUCCAGAACAGCCCCAACGUCCCAGCAGCAUCUGGCGGCAAUCGUCUCCCAAAUGGUCGAAUCCCCACUGUCUCCCAAGUCGCCGCCAACUCAUCCCUAGUCUACAAAGCCCCCUCAUCAAACGAAACUGCCGUCGAAGAAGCCGAAUCCGCAUUCGACGACUACACAAAACUAAAUGACCGCGAAACAAUUCGCAAACUAGCAACAAAUAUGUACCAAGCCCACAAACAAGCCGUCGACGACGGCAUGUUCCACUGGUCCGAAGCCGGAUACCUGAAAUACGCAAUGGGCUACGACGCCAACAUCACCGACUACGUCGCCGGCGCAGACACAUCCCCGAUCUGGGGCGGCUUAUAUGAUGACGUCUACUUCGCCGCAACAAAAUGGCGCACAAUCGAUAAGGGUCUGGAAUCACUCCCCCGCGCAUUCUACCCCCACGUCGCGGAAAAGACAACCCUCAACCGCACAAUCGACGGUCUAAUCUACAACGAGACAACGGGUAAAGUCGCCGUCGCAUGGCGCGACGAUCUAUUCCAGAUGGUCCCCGAAACCAAAGAAUACGACUACGCCGUCGUUGCUGCACCAUUCAGUAAAGUCAGACUGUGGGAUCUGCCGCGGUACUCGUCGCUUCUGAGUCGGGCUAUCUCAACAAUGAAUUACAGCCCCUCGUGCAAGAUCUCGUUGCUGUAUAAGACGCGGUUCUGGGAACACAUGGAAGAACCCAUCUUUGGUGGAUGUGGAUCUGUUGAUAUCGCCGGUGUCGGGAAUGUCUGCUAUCCCUCGUACAACAUGAAUGCGACGGGUCCUGGUGUGAUUCUCGCAUCUUAUAUCUCUGGUACGCCGGCGCGGUCGACGGCGGCGUUGAGUGAAGAGGAGCAUGUUGCGCUCGUUCAGCGUGCGAUGGUCGAGGCCCAUGGUGAGAUUGCUGCUGAGCAGUUUACCGGUGUGUAUGAGCGACAGUGUUGGGAGGUUGAUCAGCAUCAGGCGGGUGCUUGGGCUAGUCCGCUUGUUGGGCAGCAGGAGUUGUUUUUGCCUGCUUAUUAUCAGACGGAGUUUAAGACUAUCUUUAUUGGGGAGCAUACUAGUUAUACCCAUGCUUGGAUUUUCUCGGCGUUGGAUUCGGCGGUGCGGGGGACGACGCAGUUGUUGCUUGAUCUUGGUUUGGUUGAUGAGGCUAAGGAGAUUGUUGAGACUUGGAUGGGGAGGUGGAUUAAGUUGUGA